UCUCAGCCGCUCGUCCUCUUUCCAGGACUGUAGCCCAGAUUCCGCACACAGUGACCCCAGGGAGGAAACAUGGAUAAGUUGUUGCUGUGUCUCCCGGUCAUCGUUAACCUCCCUGGCGCUUUCUUCCAAGGCAACACAUGCAGAAAGGCCUUUGUGUUCCCCACAGAAUCAGAUAAUUCUGUGACCUUAUCUGUUCCGGUACAGAAGCCACUGAAGGCUUUCACCCUGUGCCUGCAAGUCUACACUGCCUUGGCCCGCCCCUACAGCCUCUUCUCUUACGCCACCAGGGCACAGCACAAUGAGAUCCUCCUCUUCAGUGAAAAACCUGGCUUGUACAGCGUGUCUAUGGGGGGAUCUGACGUCUACUUCAGGGUUCCUGAGACUUUUUACACACCCAGGCCCUUCUGUGUUACCUGGGAGUCCCAAAUAGGGAUUACAGAGCUCUAGGUGGAUGGGAAGCCCAUGGUGAGGAUGAGUCUGAAGAAGGGAUACACGGUGGGGUCAGAAGCGAGCAUCAUCCUAGGGCAGGAGCAGGAUUCAUUCGGUGAGGGCUUUGGUAAGAACCAGGCCUUGGUGGGAGAGGUUGGAGAUGUGAACAUGUGGGACUUUGUGCUGCCCCCAGAGGAGAUCAGAUCUGUCUCCACCGGUGGGGUCUCCACCCCUAACUUCCUGAACUGGCAGUAACUCAAGUAUGAAACACGAGGUAAAGUGUUCCUCAAGGACCGGCUGUGGUCCUGAGGCCCUUUUGUCUGUGCUGAAGUUGCCUCCUUUUGUGGGGGCGGCCACACUUACAUUGUCUCUUGCUCUCAGGUGUUGCUGUCUUACACACAUGGCUCUGGCAGAGGGACCAUAUUUCCCUCUGCCUUCUUUACCCUGUUUUCCUCAGCACAAGUGCAGGGAAGAGGGGCUUUUUGUAGAAUUACCAGGACACACCCAAGGCCAGUUAAAUCUGAUUUUGGGAGUGGAAACCUAGCAUCACAGGGAUUCCAGUGUUUGGUCAAGGUGGAGAACUAUGCAUUUUCAGUAUGUCUAGGAGCAAGUGAGCCAAAUUUUUUUUUUUUUCCCUCCUGGAAGACCGCCUGUGUUUACCAGCAGCCCCACUAACAUCUACUUUUCCCUUUAAAGGCAAACCCACCUCCUCUGACUGUGCUUUAAUGAAUUAGCUGCAUAAUCCAGGAAGAGAGUUUUUCCAGCAUUCUGACCCCACUCACCCACUAGGAUGUGGCCAUUAUAUGUUCAAAUGAUCUUUAUUCUUUAAUCCUGUCAAUUUGAAGAUUUAAAAAUCUAAAAAGAAAUGUUUUGCUUUGUUCCUGCUUCAUGGGUUCUCUUUUUCCUCAGGACCACCAGUUUUCAUUGUGUGAUGUUUCCAUUACUUCUCCUUGCCUGUGUGCCUUAUCCUUAUCAUGUGAGCUCUCACUUUUUUAAGCCUUUCUUCCACACCAUGGGUUCAUUUUCCUGUUUGGCAUACUGGGAUCCUUCCUAUUUCCAGUACCACUGGAAAUCCCACAGCACGUUCUGAGUCUGUCUGGAAUUCCUUCUUGGACUUGCACAUUCCUUCAACACUCACGUUUCAUCCAGUCUCUGUUUCCCUCAGUUUGCUUGAGAGCUUCAUGCUGUGUCAGAUUUUCUCAAUGUUCCCAUCAUUAAUCUUUUUGAAAUAAAUCUUUCACAUGC
This is a messenger RNA of Lutra lutra (Eurasian river otter), 1674 nucleotides long. RefSeq names its product C-reactive protein (gene CRP). The record is from RefSeq and is a predicted model, not a curated record. Lineage: Eukaryota; Metazoa; Chordata; Mammalia; Carnivora; Mustelidae. Gene Ontology annotation, biological process: innate immune response. Gene Ontology annotation, molecular function: complement component C1q complex binding; low-density lipoprotein particle binding.